AUGCCCGACGCCCCAUCCUCCAGCCAAGGAGAGCGCUCAGGUCUUAGGGCGUGGAGUGGGGGUUGCAGUGCCUUAGGGUGGGGAGGCGGGGCACAGAGCUGUGGCGGGAGCCUCCGGCGGGUGGCCCUCACUUGGCAAGGACCGGGACACCGUGCUGCAGCGAGGGGAGGCGACUCCUGCCCUGCAUUCCGCGAUAGGCCUGAGUUGGGGGGCUCAGAGCUGCGGGUCGAGCGUUCAGCAGGGGGCGCUGCUCCGGGCGCUGGGCGGGGGUGGGGUGGGAGAGGAGUGGGGCAGCGGCUUGCUGCGCACACUUCCCCCAUUAUUAAACACUGUGUUCAAAAGGCGUCGCGGGACUUCCCGGAGCCACGGAGCCCGUGUCGCGCGACGGAACGGCCCACGGAGCCCAUGGACCUGAGCGCCGCCGCCGCGCUGUGUCUCUGGCUGCUGAGCGCGCAGUUCAGCUCACCAAGCUGUCGCAGGAACGGCUCGGUGGUGCCACACCACUUCAUGAUGUCGCUUUACAGGAGCCUGGCUGGGAGGGCUCCGGCCACGGCAGCCUCGGGGCACGGCCGCGCGGACACGAUCACUGGCUUCAUUGACCAAGCGACUCAAGGUACUUUACGUAUCUUCUAUGCCAGCACAUCCUGUCUGCUCCUGAGGGCCCCUGUCAGCAGGCUGCAUGGGGUGGACAGUGGCUUCUGUGUGGGAAGUGUGGGCGCCUGUGUUCUGUGGCAGCCAGGCCCCAGUGGCCUGAGUCCAGGACUUCAGUUGUGUGGGGAGGACAGGGAUGCCUGGAGCUCAAGCGUCCCAUCUUACCCUGUGCUGGACCCUCCAAAGCUUCCCCGAGCUGAGUGCGGAGCUGCGACCAUUCCUCCGCUGCUGCUGCUGCUGUCCACCUGUCCCGACGCCACCCGCACACCUCACCUACUGCACUCGCGGGCUGCCGAGCCCCUAGAAGCCGCGCGCUGGGAAGCAUUCGACGUGACCGACGCGGUGCAGAGCCACCGUCGCGCGCCGCGCGCCUCCCGCAAGUUCUGCCUGGUGCUGCGCGCGGUGGCCGGCUCCGGGAGCAGCCCGCUGUCCCUGCGGCGACUGGGCUUCGGGUGGCCGGGCGGCGGCGAUGGCCCCGCUGCCGAGGAGCGCGCGCUGUUGGUGAUCUCCUCCCGUACACAGAGGAAGGAGAGUCUGUUCCGGGAGAUCCGCGCCCAGGCCCGCGCGCUGCGGGCCGCCGCUGAGCCACCACCCGAUCCGGGACCAGGCGCUGGGUCUCGGAAAGCAAUCCCGGGCGGACGCAGGCGAAGGCGGACGGCUCUGGCGGGGACGCGGGGAGCGCAGGGCAGCGGUGGAGGUGGCGGCAAGGGCCAUGGGCGCAGAGGCCGGAGUCGCUGCAGCCGCAAGCCUCUGCACGUGGACUUUAAGGAGCUGGGCUGGGACGACUGGAUCAUCGCACCAUUAGACUACGAAGCGUAUCACUGCGAGGGCGUCUGCGACUUUCCUCUGCGCUCGCACCUGGAGCCCACCAACCACGCCAUCAUUCAGACGCUGCUCAACUCCAUGGCGCCCGACGCGGCGCCGGCCUCCUGCUGCGUGCCCGCACGCCUCAGCCCCAUCAGCAUCCUGUACAUCGAUGCCUCCAACAACGUGGUCUACAAGCAGUACGAGGACAUGGUGGUGGAGGCCUGCGGCUGCAGGUAGCAUUCCUUCUGGGGAGGGCCUUGCUGCCCAGGACCCCAGCAAAAGAGCAGCCUCAUCCUGGCCUGUCACCAGGCCGGGAGGGACGGUGGAAUAUGGCCUCCGCCUGCGCAGAGGAGAGCACACAGUUCACACUCACAUUUACACACUCCUUCACUCGCGCACACAUUUACCAUGGACAGCAGGCGCGGAAAGCCUUGUGCAGAUGCGACGACUGGAUGUCACAGUCAUGUUUAUAUAACAUCGAUACAAACCGCUGUCUCCUUUAGAAGGGUGUCUGUGUUGAUGUUGCGGUAAUUGGCACGAAGUCCAAGUAGAAAGGGGUUAGCAUUGGAUUCUCCAUUUAGUUGGAGGCUGGGUGGCUGGAUUUCUGGCAAUGGACACUGAGUCCCCCUGCAGGGCUGUAAUACCCAGAUUCUCUGGAUGUGUGCAUUGGGAAUCUUCAAAAAGCAAGGAACCACUGGGGAAAAAAAAAGCACCGAUCCCCUAAACAAGCCCGAUGUGGUGCUGUCUCAGUUUUGAAAAGGAAGCUUUAUCCAAAAGAAUGGGUUGUGCUGCAAAUAUCAAUAACGACUUAAAAAAUAUUAGUUCCAACUAGGAAUUAUCUGGGAAGUAGGAAGAAUAUUUUUCUCUUGGAGGUGUGUGAAAUGGCGGAAAAGAGUGCGGAAUAGGAGCGGCCAGGUUUAGAAGCAUCUAGAAGGUUGGUAGCAGGAGGAAGUUAGAGCAAUGGCUGUACAUGGGUUGCAGAGGCAGCUGGGGUGUGUGCCAAGAGGGUUUCCCAAGAGGCUGCAAAGGAGGCUCUCAGGGCUUGCGUGUCCUGGGGCAGCUCCAGGGGAGGAUCCAAGCCCACUGGCCAGGUGGGCACAGCCCCCUCCCAAAGGCCGUGUGUGCCUAUACUUUGCUGUCACAUCCGUGCUGGCCCCAGUGUGCCUCUCACUGUGCUUGUUGGGAACUUUUUGACAGUGUGACAGUGACAGGAAGUGAAGCCACACACAGAUGCCUUUGUCAGAUCUAAAGGCACAGCCUGGACCUGCAGUGCAGGAAGAAGUUGGUCCUUGCUCCUAGACUGUGGUCCUUGGUGUGGGAUGAGCAGGUGCAAGCCUGUCUCCCAUCUCCAGAAGUUUUGCUCUACUGAGGUGUUUGAUUUCUUGGUGGCUGUCCAUCCUUUGAGAUCUCCUGCCAACGGUUGGGACAGAGAAAUAAUCUGGGCUGCACCUGUCGGAGGGCUUAGACAUUAUGCUGUGUUUUCUCCUUUAGGCUGUGGGAGAGGUAUUAAUUCUGCCCUUGUCUUGGAUGCCAAGGUCCAGGACAGUUUAUGGGUGUUUUAGUUAUUAGUGGUUACACUUCACUCCCCAGAGACAAUGAAGAUGAAGAUUUAGACCCAGCUAAUUUAUUUAAGAGCCCCAUCUGAGUCCUUUUCAUUUUGCAAAAUUUCCCCCCAAGGGGAAAAUAAUCCAUGUAUAAUUUAUUCUUAAAACAUAGAUUUCUCUUCUUUUAGAAUAUGAACUUGUAUGGCUGUGAAUAGCUGUAACCAGAAAAUGCAACAAUUUCAGUUUUGUUUUGUUUUAAAUCACAAAGUGGCUAUUCUUGAUAGGAUUUCAUCUCUUUUUGGUGACUGGGCAGAGAUAUCUGUCCAGAUUUUGGAUUCUGCAAGAUUCCCCUCUUCUGUUUUUUUUUUCUUCCUUCCUUCCUUCCUUCCUUCCUUCCUUCCUUCCUUCCUUCCUUCCUUCCUUCCUUCCUUCCU
This is a messenger RNA of Peromyscus maniculatus bairdii (prairie deer mouse), 3436 nucleotides long. The record is from RefSeq and is a predicted model, not a curated record. Lineage: Eukaryota; Metazoa; Chordata; Mammalia; Rodentia; Cricetidae.